AUGGACUCCAUUAGUGGAAGAAUGAAAGAGAUUUUAAGCAGUCGCUUGCAGGCAAUCGUGAAAGAGAUUAAGCACCUAACUAGUGUACCAAACGAUGCCGAGCGCCUCCGCCAUGAGAUAGAUCGUGUGAAGGGAAUAGUCGAUCAUAUUAACAGUGGGUUAAGUUGGAAAGGUCGACAGCCUUUGGCAGUGGUGAGGCAAUGGGUGAGCACACAAGAGCAAAUCGUCAAAUCUGCUGAAGAGGUUAUUCUCCAGUACGAAGAAAACAAGAACCGUCGCUUGUGUUGUUGCUGCCCUCACUGUUGCCUUGUCAAAAGAUCCAGUCGAAAGAUCCGUAAUGCUCUAGCGGAGAUAGAUGAGCUUCUGAAGAUGAAAGAUUCAGAUUUUCCUAAGAAUGGAGACCUUGGAGAGCCUCCGGAGACCCUGCUGCGGCCCAUGGAGAAUGAGCUUGUUGGAACAUUUGUUCAGGAGAAACUGUCGGAGCUGAUGACGUUGGUGCUGCAAGAUGACUCUGUUCGUGUCGUUGGCGUCUAUGGAAUGCCAGGCUUGGGAAAGACGUCGCUGCUCAAACAAAUCUACAACAAUGAAAAGGUAGUCAAUUUCUUUAAGCUUGUGAUCUGGGUUACUGUGUCCAGAGAAUCCGAUAUCUGUGCUCUCCAGAGGCGUAUUUUUGAGAGAAUUGAGUUGCCUUGGCGAUCCAAUUUGAGCAUUGAGGACGCCGCAGGGGUGUUGCAAUCGGUUUUCAAGGACAGGCGACUGUUGCUCAUUUUGGACGAUGUGCGGAGAAGCAUAGAUGUUUCUAAUUUGGGAGUUUCUCUUUCUGAGGAUACUAUAAAAGUUGUACUGACUUCCAGCGAUAAAAAGGUGUGCAAGGGCAUGAAAGCUGACAAAAUUAUCGCAAUGAAGCAUAUGACGGAGGAAGAAGGUUGGGAGCUUUUCUGCAGAGGAGGCUUCGUAGCUGGCGAGGAUCAGAAUAUGGAUAGCGAGAUAGAGCAGUUGGCCAGAGGCGUUGCAAAGGAGUGUAAAGGGAAUCCCAUGGCCAUUAAAAUGCUUGCUCGGACAAUGCCACAGCUUCACAGCAGUGCCUUGUCGGAAUGGGAAUGCAUUCUUAAGGAAAUAAAGUCGAUCGAUCCCCAGUUUUAUCGCAUUGAUGAAGAAAUUCUGGGGGAAUUAUUCGCCCCACUGAAGCACAGCUACGAUGCUCUGGAAACAGAUGAGCUCAGGCUUUGUUUCCUGUACUUGGCAGCUUAUAGAGAAGACGAGGAUAUCGACGCGGAUCAAUUGAUAUAA
Cryptomeria japonica (Japanese cedar) is the source of this 1290-nucleotide messenger RNA. Its product is annotated as probable disease resistance protein At5g43740. Gene Ontology annotation, molecular function: ADP binding; ATP hydrolysis activity. The transcript has a single exon. The record is from RefSeq and is a predicted model, not a curated record. Lineage: Eukaryota; Viridiplantae; Streptophyta; Pinopsida; Cupressales; Cupressaceae. The coding region runs from base 1 to 1290 and encodes 429 amino acids.